AUGUGUAGGCGUGGAAGGGCAAAUGUGGGCGAUCUAAUUUUUCGCGAAUUCGACAAGCAACAAAAGCAACGUAUUCACAGCGAAUCUUCACAAUUACUUGCAAAGCAUCGGGACACAGGGUCAGUUGAUAACUGCACAUCCUUACAAACCUGCCAGCUUCAGAGUCUUUUUGGGCAUACUUUUCCGAUUUUACAACCGAUCACUACUUCUGGCCAGGAUCACUGUGGUAGUUACCAAUGCGUCGAGCACUCAUCUGAUGCAGCCAGCCAUGAAGUUAACCAUCUCCAUUUCCCCAUAUGUUCACAGGCAAACAGAUCUACGACACGACGACCACACGGACAUAGCCAAGUUUUGGGCAAUUUGGAUAACCUUUUUUCUUCGACGCCUACUGAGGCUAUUUUUGCACCCACUGGAGAAAAAAUCAAAUCGCCAACUUUAAGAAUGUCGGUUCCUGUAUCUAAUACUUCCUUUGCAUUCGCUCGUGAUGCUGGCUACUCCAGUUUACCACUUCAGUUUCCUUCGCCACCUAGUGACCAUGAGCAGCUGCCAAUCCAGCAUCACGACUUCCAACAACGUCAGCCCAUGCAAGACUCUUGUCAGUUAUUGGCACAUGCAUCUCCAAGCUUGUCACUUGUGCAAAUUGGAUGCGGUGAGACAGAACACACUUCGGAAUGGUCUGAUGGCAGUUUGGUUGGUUCCAUCGGAGGUUGUGGGGGUUGGCCUUGGAACUGUGAUUGUAGAUUUGUGCGAAUAGAUCCUGGGCGCACCGCCCUGCGACCCGAAAUAAUCAUUGCUGAGCUUACGUUCUUCAUGUAA
Protopolystoma xenopodis is the source of this 816-nucleotide messenger RNA. Lineage: Eukaryota; Metazoa; Platyhelminthes; Monogenea; Polystomatidea; Polystomatidae. The record is from the annotation of a GenBank genome assembly.